AUGUCAUGUAAAAGAUAUUGUGAGUUAAACGUAGUCAAAGAUAAUUCAUCGGAUAGUUUGCGAAUGUUUUCGGAUUCACUGCGUACUCAUAUAUCGGCACUUGAAGCAUUAAAGCAACGACCAACCGAUUGGGGGCCUCUACUUAUACACAUAAUAUGUUCAAAAUUAGACUCAAACACACUAACUGAAUGGGAGGUGAAAUCGCCAAAAACCGAAAUUCCAAAAAUCGAAAAUUUAAUGAUAUUUUUAGACGACCGUGCACAGAUUUUAGAAGCAGUUGAAUCGUCAAAAAAUCUUAUAAAUAAUAUAAAUACUAUUUCGACAUCGGAAAUUAAAAACAACAUUAAUCGAAAAAAUAAUCACAAUAAAACCCGCACAACUUCUAUAGCAUUCACGACCACUACCGAAGUAAGCUGUUUUAUAUGUAACUUAAAACAUACUAUUUACAAAUGCCCCACGUUUUUGGCACUAUCAAUUAAUGAUCGUAUUAAAAAAGUUAAUGAAAUUGAAUUGUGUAAAUUAUGCUUACGUAAACAUGAUUCCAAAAAAAGAUGUUUAUCCCGAAAUUGUUUCAAAUGCGGAAAAACACAUAAUACAUUACUGCAUAUUGUCCAACAUAAAACCAAUAAUGAUGCGAGAUCGAUAACGGAAGAAAAAUCAAAUCACUCUUCAACUCAAAUUGACGUAAAUUCCUCGAUAAGCGCGCAUUCGCAUGACAAAAACUACGAGCAGGUACUUUUAUCGACAGCGAUCGUACGAGUAUUUGGUGAAAAUAAAAGUUCGUCAUUAUGUCGUGCUUUAUUAGAUUCAGGUUCACAAAGUAAUUUCAUUACUGAAGAAUUGGUGCAAUGUUUAAAAUUAAAAAGGUCAAAAACUAAUCAUCAAAUUAGUGGUAUCGGAACAACAGUACAGCAUGCACAUUCGUAUGUUAUCGCUCAGGUGAAAUCGAAAUUUAACGACUAUAGUUUUACCUUAAAAAUGUUAGUAGUGCCGAAAAUUACGAACGAUAUACCUGCGAAACACAUAUAUAAUACGGGUCACAUACCGCAGAACGUAAGCUUAGCUGACCCACUAUUCUGGUCUCCACAGAAAGUCGAUUUAUUAAUAGGCGCAACACAUUUCUACGAUUUAAUGGAUGAACGUCGAAUUAAACCUGCACCGAACGGUCCAAUAUUCCAAGAGACAAAACUCGGAUGGGUAUUAUCGGGGCCUACGCAAAUUUACGAUCAUAAGGUUAAACCGUUAAAUAACAGUAUAUGCUACACCGCGUCGAUACAUACCAACGUGACAUUAGAAAAUAUGUUACCACGAUUUUGGCGUGUAGAAGAAUUUGAAGGAGAUAACACCUAUACUAUUGAAGAAAAGACAUGCAAAAGUAUUUUUGACAAAACGGUGAUAAGAGAACCAGAUGGUCGAUUCACAGUGCAUUUACCAUUUCGCGAAAAUUCGUUACACUUAGGCGAGUCUUACAAUAUCGCUAAGCGUCGUCUAUUAAACCUAGAAAGUCGUUUUGCAAACAAUACAAGAUUAAAAAAUGAAUAUACACAUUUUAUGAACGAGUAUAUAAGUUUAGGACACAUGGAGCAAGUACAAGACGACCAGAUUAAUGAUAAAGAAGAAGCAUAUUAUUUACCGCAUCAUGCGGUUUUCAAAGAAGCAAGUGGUACUAAUUCUUAUGAAUCAGCUGUUCAAUUACGCGAUGGACUAAUUAAGACAAUGCAAUCCGCCGGCUUAGAAUUGCGAAAAUGGGCUUCGAAUAAUGACAAUUUAAUUAAAGAUGUUAUGUCAAUAAAAGAAGAUAGUAACGACACGGUCCCCAUUAGCGACGACAAUUCGAUAACGAAGGUCAGGGCCGGAUUUAAUGUUGUGGGGGCCCCAGGGCCCAUACAAGAUUGA
Molecule: messenger RNA, 1896 nt
Organism: Melanaphis sacchari
Lineage: Eukaryota; Metazoa; Arthropoda; Insecta; Hemiptera; Aphididae
Exons: 2
Coding region: 1-1896 (631 amino acids)
Source: RefSeq, a predicted model, not a curated record